CGAUAGCACCAUGGCAACGGAUUGUGUGUAAACAAAAGUUUUGAUGAAUGAAGACUCGUGCACUGUUUCUGUAAUCGUCAAUCGAUGGUGUUAAAUCGAUAUGAAUUUUCCCUGAUGGAUCAAAAUUAAUGUGUGUGCUGUUGCGGUAGAAAAUGACGCUUUAUUUCGAUAGCAAAGUCCAGUUUCUGGAUAGUGAAGCAAUAAGUACCGUUAGCUGCUGGCAUCCGAACGAGUCGAUCUUUGCAGUCGCUUCCUAUAGCAAUGAACGUGGCGGCUCCGUGACCAUCUUCGACGAUACGGGUAUCCCAUUGCGAAACGUAACCUACCCGGUGCAUUCAACGUCGCAGGCCACGGUACUCACGUGGCAUCCGGAGAAAAAGAUUCUGCUGAGUGGAUGGGAGAAUGGGGAAAUUCACGCCUGGUUCGAGGGAAAGCGUGACUUUACCACCAUCAAUGGGCCGCACAAGUCGCCGAUCGUACUGCUGGAGUUCAGUGAGAAGGGUGGCCGGGUCAUAACGGCAGACGCCAUGGGAGUACUGACCGGAUGGCGCUACGAUGGGCACGGGCAGUUUUUGACCAUGUUCAAUCACGACCUGCGUGAUCCGUUGUUGCACAUCACGUUCCGGAAGUCCAUUGAAAGCGCCAGCAACAGAGAGUUGACUAGUUUGGCAAAGGCGGCAGUGGCAGGUGAUGAGGCAGCGCUGGAUACUCUUACGACUUGGAGGCCAAGAACAGCCGUGCGAAAUUUGGGACAUACCACUUUGCAGGACAAUUUUUGCUUCUACGCGUGUACACAAACCGGUGUUCUUUACUACAUCAAUCAAACCGGAACCUGUACGGAAAUUGUCCGUGGGGAUAGUAUUCCUAUCAUACAAAUAUUGUGGCAUCCGAGACAGGACUCCAUCGUACUGCUGUUGGAAGACAUAACAAUAGGCCACUAUGAGGUGGACGGUAAUGGGCAAAUCGCCGAGCUGGAUCGAGUUAAGCUGUCCGGUUCGGUAAAAGUAUCCGGCAAUAAAAGUGCCAUCACGUGGGUGGCAGGAGUAGGGGCCGCUUUAGCCAUCCUCACUGGGGAUUUAUCGGUACGAAUUUGGGAUAUCGAAAGUAAUGAUAAUUACGUCUUAUCGAUGGAACUGAACAGUGGGACAAAUUUCACCACAAACAACUUACCAAUGAAAAGUCCCGUCGUAGAGGCUUUCACGUGUGUUGCAUACUGCAAAGACAACCAAACGUUAAGUGCUGGAACAAAUCAAGGCAAUUUGUACACCUGGCGACGUUUAAAUAUCAACAGGUCGUACGACUACCCGGAGAACCAGUGGCAGCUUACGAAUGUGACCCCCGUUCGUGGAACCAUUAAAAGUCUCACCUGGGGCAUUACGGAUACUAAUCGACCCUGCAUGAUGGUAAACUGUCUGUCCAAUGUGUUUAUUCUGAAGGAACAAGCACUGCUUUCCUGUCACACCAGAACCUUGUGGGCCACCCAGAAAAAGUCAAACGAACUGGUUCUGGUGCAGCAAAAUCUAUCCCUAUCCGCGACCCCGGUCGGGAGUGAUGGAGGUGAAGCCGGGCGACGGACGGCCGUGAUGAAAAGCGAUAAUUCCAUCAUCCAUCUUGCGUUGAGCGAAAUAAAUCUUGUCGUAACGAAUGGUCGUACGGUGGCCGUCUAUCGAGUGAGCGGAGGUGGGCCCACGUUGUCAUCGGCGUCCUUGUCUAGGGCGACGGGCGGUGAUGAAGAUGCCGAUGCACUAUCCAUCACGUAUGUCGGCAGUUUCGGCGUUGAUUGUGUGGCAAUUUACCUGUACGAGCAGAACGUGGUUACGCUGGGAGCGGAGCAGGUGAAAAUUUACUCACUCAGCGGGGUUGUGCUGCAGGAGAUAUUUUUCAACGAAAAUGAAGGUAAACCAAUUGGAGCGGAUCUCCUCGGCCACUUUCUCACCGUGUUUACCCUGAAUGGUUACCUAAAAUUGUUCGACAUUUCUCGCCACGAGAUGAAGUUGGUCCAACCACCAAAAUGUGCCUAUGAUCUGUUCGAAAAGUUUGGCGAAAUCAUUUCGGCCAAGGCCAACUCUGCCGGAACCCAUCUGGCUCUUACCAUUGCCAACGAACAGCUGCUACCAGAUGGGAAGCUCUAUCUGUACAACCUGGAGAGUAAUAAUAUUAAAUACUAUGAGUUCUCCAGUCGAGCUGGUGGGAAUAGCGUAAUUCAGCACUUGCCAAUUGAUUUCUUCUGGGACAUGGACGACCCGAGGAUGUUGGCAUGCGAAACGAAACCAAUUCCCGGACAGGGGCAGAAAGGAUUGUCCGGUAAGGGCAGUACCAUUCCAGAGUCUCAAAUCAACAUAUUAUUUGUGGAUCAGAAGUCACAACUCAAAGAAUUGGAAUUGAUCGAGCUGAGCAGUGGAGAACAGCUCAUUAACCUUUGCAUUCCUCACGUAGUGAUUUUGAAACUCAACCAAAUCGAGCGCAUUCCACUGAGAGAUUUUAAAGGUUUAGAAGACUGCGACUUGACCACGAGGAAUAUGGUGUUGAACUUCAGUUUGAAUGUGGCCCAGGAGAACAUGGAUCAGGCCUUCAGCUGCAUUCGAUCGCUCAAAUCGGACACGGUUUGGACAAACUUGGCCAAGCUGUGCGUUCAAACAGGUCGGCUGGAUGUAGCGAAGGUAUGCUUAGGUCACUUGAAGCGCGCUAGAUCUGUGAGAGCCUUGCGCAAAGCUAUGGAAGAUCCUACCCUAGAACAUGACAGUAGAGUUGCUAUCCUAGCCAUUGAGUUAGACAUGAUACCGGAAGCGGAAGCUCUUUACAAGAAAGCUGGGAGAUACGAUUUACUAAACAAGAUGUAUCAAGCAGCGGGAAGGUUUGAUGAGGCUUUGGAAAUCGCUGAACAUUUGGAUCGGGUUCACCUGAAGAACACUUAUCACAAAUACGCGGAAUGGUUAAAAGAAAAUGGUCAGACUCAAAAAGCGAUUCAGUACUACGAGAAAACUAACAAUCUAAUGCAUAAUGUUAGUCAGCUCCUCAUCGACGACCCAACGGCACUCAAGAAGUACAUGCAAAACACAAAAGAUCCUGAGCUACUUAAAUGGUGGGCGCAGUAUAUUGAAAGCAGUGGAGAUAUGGAAGGCGCUUUCAAGAUUUACCAAAAAUCCGAAGACUGGUUCUCACAAGUUAGAAUCUUGUGCUUCAUCGGGCAAGUCGCAAAGGCGGAUGAAAUCGCUCGAAACAGUGGGGAUCGUGCGGCUUGCUAUCACCUUGCCAGAUACUACGAAAAUAGCGGAAAAUUCUCAGAAGCUAUACAGUUUUACACUCGAGCGCAAACCUAUGGGAACGCAGUAAGAAUAUGUAAGGAGAACGAUCUACAAGACGAUCUUUGGACGGUCGCUUGUACAGCUCGGCCUCGAGACAAAGCAUCGGCAGCCGGGUACUUCGAGGAAAACGGAGACUACCGCCGGGCUGUCGAAUUGUAUCACCGUGCUGGUAUGCUUCAUAAAGCGGUGGAGAUGGCUUUCAAGUCCCAACAACCGGAAUCGCUACAGGUGAUUGCUUCGGAAUUGGACUCUAAUUCGGACCCUGAGCUGGUCGCUCGCUGUGCCGAAUUUUUCAUAGGCAUCGAACAAAAUUACAAAGCAGUUCAACUGUUGGCAAACGCUCGACAGCUGGAAAAAGCUCUGCAGGUGGCUUCCGACCAUUCAGUCCCGUUGACAGAGAGCUUGGCAGAACUUUUAACCCCCAACAAGGACGAAGUUUCGGACGAACUGCGAGUAAAAAUCCUAAUCAAACUUGGGGAAGUUCUCCAGGAGCAAGGAGAUUACCACUCAGCAACGAAAAAGUUCACACAAGCUGGAGACAAGAUACGAGCCAUGAAGAGUCUAUUAAAGUCCGGUGACACGGAAAAGAUCAUCUUUUUUGCCGGUAUGUCUCGCCAAAAGGAAGUAUAUGUAAUGGCAGCAAACUAUCUGCAGGCACUGAACUGGCAAAGCGACUCGAAGGUAUUGAAAAAUAUUGUGACGUUCUACACCAAAGGGCAGGCCUAUAAUCAGCUGGCGAACUUCUAUGCGAACUGCGCUCAGGCUGAGAUUGAUGAGUUUCGUGACUACGAUAAGGCUCUGAAGGCACUCCAGGAAGCAGGCAAAUGUGUAUCGAGAGCUACUCCACCGUCACAGAAGAUUAACGAUACACUACAAGGCGCUAUGAUGGAAGUCCGAAAAGUGAUCGACUUGCAGGAUGCUGUUGAACGAGGAGAAUUUCUAGCUGCGAUCAAAAUUUUGAAGGUCAAAUUGGAAGAGCAGGUGGCUCCACCGGUCAGAGUUUGGGAUCUGUUGGCACUGCUGGUCGAGUGUUUGGUCUCAACGAGCCAAUACUCGGAAGCGCUAUACUAUUUGAAACAGUUGGCACAGAAAAAAUCGGACUGGUACCAGCAAGAGCUGAUCGAGAAGACGUUGCUGGACAAGCUGGUGGCAGAGACGGGGAUCAACUUGGAACCGUAUGUGAGCGUGUCCAGGGUGCAACGGCCGCUAACUUCAUCGACGGUGACCAUCGAUAGUGACGAGGAGGAGAUUCAGGAGGAGUUUGAGCAUUAGGUUUUGAGUGUUGAAUAAAAUUAGUUUUUGUAGUUUUGU
This is a messenger RNA of Armigeres subalbatus, 4616 nucleotides long. It is a transcript of the gene rempA, whose product is annotated as intraflagellar transport protein 140 homolog. The transcript is spliced from 5 exons. The record is from RefSeq and is a predicted model, not a curated record. The coding region runs from base 153 to 4577 and encodes 1474 amino acids. Lineage: Eukaryota; Metazoa; Arthropoda; Insecta; Diptera; Culicidae. Gene Ontology annotation, biological process: intraciliary retrograde transport. Gene Ontology annotation, molecular function: protein binding. Gene Ontology annotation, cellular component: intraciliary transport particle A; ciliary basal body; axoneme.